AUGAUGGAGACGAAAAAUAGAUUCCAAAUAUGCGAUGAAAUCGAUACUAAGGAGUUGGCGAAAGUGAUUGAGAACUGCCUCAAGGCGGAACCGGAAGAGAUCGUUGUUAUCCAAACUUCGAACCCAUCGUCGUUGAAUCGGGCAGUCCGAGCGGCGGCGAUGGUCAGUCAGAUGGAAAGGCUCCUACCUUUAGUGCUGCGCUUUACAGGGCCACCGACUGAUGGUGAGGACAUAUGGGUGAGCAUGGCAAUCGAAUGCAUACCCGAAGGAGAUGUGAGUGAGAUGAAGUCCUUACACGUAUCUACUAAGAGUAGCGUAUCGGCCUUGGCUGUUGCUAUCACUAAUAUUGUACAUGAUGGGGAAGCGGCUAGGCUAGUUGGGAUAGGCCCGGAAAACGUAUACAAAAUGGCAAAGGCGAUUGCUAUUGCGGCUAACCAUUGUUCGAACCCAGCGAUUGGCCCUGUUGGUGAACUCAUGUGUCGAGCAAGCACUGUCGUGUUGGACCCUACGACUAACACUGUACCGACACAGCAUUCCCUAAAGACAGCUGAAGGUCUGGUUACCUUCGACGAGCAGUUGGAAGAAGUCGUGGGCUCUGGUUUGGAUAAGAACUCCUUCAAGGCUAUCAUGGAAGCACUUGCGAAGUUAUUCCGUUCGCUACCGCCAUCAGAGGCUUCGACAGCUCGCCAGGACUUUGUGGAUUUCGAUGGUCUUCGUCGACUCUUCUCCACCUACGUUUUGAUAGUGGCAGAGGAGACCACCGAGGAAGCCAUGGUUGCGAAUCUCACUACUGUUUUCUUCCCAUUCCUCGAGCCAAUCGUCCUGGGGUGUCGAGACGCUCGUGCUCUCGUCGAUGAGAGUGGCUUGCUGAAGACGAGCAGUGAACUGUGCAAGUUCGCCAUCGCAACUUCUACUGGGGAGUCUGCGGUGUGUAGAGGCAUACGAUUGAUGGUGACAGGCUGUGAUAAUGCUAAGUGGACUGUUCUGAAGACGGGCUUGCUUGACCACAUUUUGGAUCUGCUACGUCGGCAAGCGGUAGAUGAGGAAUCUGAGCCAGACUUGCAAGUACUGCUAUGUGUGAAGGCAUUGAUUAUUGAUGACGACAAGUUGGCGAAGAACCCCGCGCAUGUCUGGGCUCGAGAGCUCUGUUGCGAUGAAAAUCAUAUGACCAACACGCGCGUAGUGUUACGAAGGCUGAAAGACGUUGGAAAUUCACAAACGGCUGAGGUCCUCGCACUAUUCUUGAGGGAGUUCUCGAACACCACUGAUAACGCGAAGAUUUUGGCGAAUCCGGACGGUGAUAAUUUUCUGGCUUGGGCGGUUGGUGUGCUACAUAACGGGUUCAAGGAGGGCAAUCCGGGGAGUGAAUUGUUGAAGACAAUGCGGAUGACGUCGUCAUUCGUUCGGCAAGUUGCCUUUAUUGACGACUUGAAACCUGUCGUAUGCGAAGUCCUAGUAUCGAAAAUGUUGCUUCCACUGAUGGCGGACUGGAUUGGUCGUUUACAUGACGAAGACACAACAGAGAAGGAUGCUAACGAUGUGAUCAAGUCGGGGAUAGCUGAUAAUGUCUUUGGCAUUAUUGCUAAUAUUACGAUGCGGCAACCCGACAUCGUGGAGAGGCUCAAUGAGGCCUUUGAUAUGCCCUCUUUGAUAAAGCUAUCGAUCGCUGCUUAUUGUAAGAAGAGCGCGCGAACUGAGAAGCAGAUCCUGCAAGUGUUGAAUAAUUUCCUAAGAAGCCCGGUUGGUCGCAGUAAGUGCAUUGAUGCGGCGCUACUCGACGACGUCGCGUGGCAUUGGGCGAGUGACUGGGAGAAAAUGAGAAUCUUCGAUAAGAAGAGCACCAAGAGCAUAGGUUGGGGAGAAGUGUCCGAUCUGGCUCGACGGAUAUUAAUUGAGAGUAGACACGAAAGCACGAUGGUUGAUGGUUCGUAG
Messenger RNA from Perkinsus marinus ATCC 50983, 1932 nucleotides. RefSeq lists its product as hypothetical. NCBI's taxonomy places the organism in Eukaryota, Perkinsozoa, Perkinsida, Perkinsidae. The coding region runs from base 1 to 1932 and encodes 643 amino acids. The record is from RefSeq and is a predicted model, not a curated record. Gene Ontology annotation, molecular function: nucleic acid binding. The transcript is spliced from 16 exons.